CUCACGGCUCUCUUAACAAUCUUCCAGUUCCGAUCACGUUGGAUCCCAACACGGCCCAGGCCAACUUGGAGCUGUCUGAGGAGCUGAGCUGCGUGCGGUACAGCAGUCAGCGGAUGCUCCCGGACAAUCCGGAACGCUGCACGGGAGGAGUGUGCGUGCUCGGUGCGGGCGGCUUCGUGUCCGGGAAACACAGCUGGACGGUGGACGUGAGCCGGGGUAAAGACUGGUACAUCGGGGUGGUCCGGGAGUCCAUCCAAAGGAAGGGGGCCAUGUCCCUCAAGCCAUCCGACGGGGUCUGGAUCAUUGGAGGCAUUAUAGGGGGCGUCCUGUGGGCUCAGACGUCACCUCGCACGCGACUGGAAUGCAAGCAGAAACCCGAAAGGGUUACAGUGGAGUUGGACUACGACAAGGGCAAGGUGGCGUUCAUCAACGCAGUAGAUUCAAAGACCAUUUUCGUAUUUAAAGACAAGUUCACCGAGAGGAUCUUCCCUUACUUCUCUACUGGGAUUCAUGAUGAGGGCAGCGGCUCCUUCCCCCUCACCAUCUGCUCUCAGACCGUCACGGUCGCCAUCUCAGACAAGUGAAGACCGUAUCCGUA
Hippocampus comes (tiger tail seahorse) is the source of this 598-nucleotide messenger RNA. Its product is annotated as zinc-binding protein A33-like. The record is from RefSeq and is a predicted model, not a curated record. NCBI's taxonomy places the organism in Eukaryota, Metazoa, Chordata, Actinopteri, Syngnathiformes, Syngnathidae. The transcript has a single exon. The annotation marks the transcript as partial. Gene Ontology annotation, molecular function: protein binding.